GAGAGGAAGAAAUCUUUCUGGUCUAAAUAAGGCUCUCUGAGGAGCAGCAAGCAACUCCACGUCUCUACAAAACUUCUGUGUUGUGUGUGUGCGCGGCGUUCCGAGCAUUGCGCACAGCUCAGCAGUGUUUCACGUAGAGAAAAGCAUUUUUUGUUUUUGUUUUUCGUGUUAAACACCAAAAACGAGCGCCUCAGUCCCACAAGAAUUCAUGCACGGUACGGAUGGUACGAGCUUUGACGCCCAGCAUCGCUGACUCGUCCCCUGAUUCCACGCACCGAGUUUGGAGACACUGCACGGCGGCGUCACCCCGGGGGGUUCAUGUACUGGAAAAAUGAAGUUUUGUCCCCUCUCUCAGAGGGAAAUAAGAUUCUGUCCGACGGAAUUCCCACGAAGCAGGUGAUCUCUGUCGAGCAACAGAGUACACCGGGAGCCUCGCGCUGCAGUGUGGAGUCCAAACACGCGACAAUGUCUCAAUCGGAUCCAGAAUCGCAGCGGUCCAACAUGGAGCGGGAGGACACGCGUUCGUCCCCGAGCACCCCGUCCAGCCCCUCCGUGUGCUCGCCGAUCUCCACAGCCAGUUCCGUGCCUUCCAACGGAAAGAACGUGUGCGCCAGCUGCGGUCAGGAGAUCGUGGAUAGAUAUCUGCUGAAGGUGAACAACCUGAUCUGGCACGUGCGCUGUCUGGAGUGCUCAGUGUGCAGGACGUCCCUGCGUCAGCACAGCAGCUGCUACAUCAAGAACAAGGAGAUCUUCUGUAAAAUGGAUUAUUUCAGUAGGUUUGGUACUAAGUGUGCCCGCUGUGGGCGGCAGAUCUUCGCCAGCGACUGGGUGCGGCGCGCCAGGGGAAACGCAUACCACUUGGCGUGUUUUGCGUGCUACUCGUGUAAGAGGCAGCUGUCCACGGGAGAGGAGUUUGGCUUGGUGGAGGACAAGGUCCUGUGCCGGAUCCACUACGACACCAUGGUGGAGAACCUCAAACGAGCGGCUGAGAGUGGCAACGGCAUCACGUUAGAAGGAGCUGUCCCCACAGAACAAGACAGUCAACCCAAACCGGCCAAACGGGCACGGACGUCCUUCACUGCAGAACAGCUCCAGGUCAUGCAGGCUCAGUUCGCCCAGGACAACAACCCAGACGCCCAGACGCUACAGAAACUAGCCGACAUGACCGGCCUGAGCAGGAGAGUGAUACAGGUGUGGUUUCAAAACUGCAGAGCAAGACACAAAAAGCACACGCCCCAGCACGGUGGGGUUCCCCAAGGUCAUCCCCAGUCCAGAAUACCCUCGUCCCUGUCUGAUGAGCUGCAUUACUCCCCCUUCGGCAGUCCUGAGCGGGCGCGCAUGGUGGCCCUCCAUGGGUACAUCGACAGUCAUCCCUUCUCUGUCCUGACCUCUCAGAGCCUCUCUCACCAGGCCAUGUCCCUGCCCCAGCUUCCCCUCAGCCGCUAGCACUCUACCGUGACCCUGCUGACCCCUGACCUCCAGACCCCAAGCCUCGUUCUCGCCAUCAGCGUCCUCGGCCGACAUUGACCCGGAGGUCAAGCUUUGGGAGAAAAGACAAAUCUUACACACAGGAGCCCCGCCCACUCGGACACAGAAGAGGAAAGCUGAAAAGCUUCUCUCUUUUUUUGUCUCUCUGGGGGACAGGAAUAUCCCACCUGCAGCCAGUCGUCUGAGAAAGCAUUUAUCGUCAGCAGGAACUCACAGACUAAAUGGUUUAAGCCACCAAAAGGACCCAUUUUGCUUCAAGUGUACAGCGUCCUCCACUCUGCUCCUCCACCCUCCGACUGGAAGGUGGAGGGAGUUUUUGAAAGGAUGAGACUGAUCAGGGACGCAGGACUGAUGACUCUUAAACGAGAGUCAGAAUAUUGAAGAAAAACAAACAGAAAGGGGAAAUUUAAGGCGGAACUGUCAUUGUGGCCCGAGGCCGACCACAAACCGAGGUAAGACUCCUCCCUCUUUUCUCUCUCGAGCAGCCAUGAAGGAGAAACGUUUAACAAAAUAUCUUCACUGUUGAAAUAUUUCUUUUAGGAAUGACAUUGUGAUUCUGCAUCUCAAACAACUGACAUUUCCCAGCUACGUUUUUGUUAAAGAAUGAAAAUAUUGUGUGCCUUAUCUUUCCCAUCAAUAAAACUAGACUCUAGUUGUUUACAGCGUUAAUAUUCCAGCCUGUAAUAAGAUUUGGCCUCGUAUUAAUUUUAAAUCUUUCAUUGGUUGCAAUGAAAAUCUAUAGCUGCAUGCCGACUGCUUAUAAUGAAGGAAAAACCACAGAGAACAAUGUGUGUUGUUAAAUUAUUACUCUAAUAUUAAAAUCAGGAACAAAAAGAUAUUAAGCCACAAAGGUGUUACUUCACUUCAAACUGGCGCAGAAGCAAAGGGAAGAGUCACACUUCACAUUCCUGCAAAAUCUAAUAUGUUACAAGUUACAUAUUUUCAUAUUUCAGGUGUAUUGUCACUAAUUUAUGUUUUUUUUUAGUUGUUCGUUCAGCCUCUGUGUGCAUGUGUCUUUCGUUCAAAGGAGGGAAAUGGAGUAUUGGUACAAAAUGGACAGUAGAAAACAGACUGGGUUGUACAUAGCUGUGUGUGUGUGUGCGUGUGUGUGUGUGUGUGUGUGUGUGUGUGUGUGUGUGUGUGUGUGUGUGUCGGCAGGGGGAGAGAGAGUGUGCAUCUGUAUUUUAGUGCCAUGACCAAUGUGUGAAGAACAGGAUCCAACAAGACCUCAAUGUCCUUGUAUUUAUUGAGAUGGUAAAUCCCUGUAAAGCACUUUUUCCCUCUGAAAAUGUUUUUGUUUUUGUUACAAAAAACAGGAAAUGAAAAGAAAAACAAAAAGUUUAUUUGAUAGACUGUGCAUCAUAAAUGUUUUGUGUACUAAAUUGCAAUAAAAUAGAAUGUGAUA
This is a messenger RNA of Platichthys flesus (European flounder), 2893 nucleotides long. RefSeq names its product LIM homeobox 6a (gene lhx6a). Gene Ontology annotation, biological process: regulation of transcription by RNA polymerase II; forebrain neuron development; neuron differentiation. The coding region runs from base 319 to 1446 and encodes 375 amino acids. Gene Ontology annotation, cellular component: nucleus. Gene Ontology annotation, molecular function: RNA polymerase II transcription regulatory region sequence-specific DNA binding; DNA-binding transcription factor activity, RNA polymerase II-specific. The transcript has 9 exons. NCBI's taxonomy places the organism in Eukaryota, Metazoa, Chordata, Actinopteri, Pleuronectiformes, Pleuronectidae. The record is from RefSeq and is a predicted model, not a curated record.